Molecule: messenger RNA, 2572 nt
Organism: Osmia lignaria (orchard mason bee)
Lineage: Eukaryota; Metazoa; Arthropoda; Insecta; Hymenoptera; Megachilidae
Gene: Cdc5
Product: cell division cycle protein 21
Biological process (GO): regulation of transcription by RNA polymerase II; mRNA splicing, via spliceosome
Cellular component (GO): Prp19 complex; spliceosomal complex
Molecular function (GO): DNA-binding transcription factor activity, RNA polymerase II-specific; RNA polymerase II transcription regulatory region sequence-specific DNA binding
Source: RefSeq, a predicted model, not a curated record
AUGCCACGUAUUAUGAUAAAAGGUGGUGUUUGGAGAAACACCGAGGAUGAAAUUUUAAAAGCUGCUGUUAUGAAAUAUGGCAAAAAUCAGUGGAGUCGGAUAGCAUCUCUUUUACACAGAAAAUCUGCUAAACAAUGUAAGGCACGUUGGUUUGAAUGGCUAGAUCCAAGCAUCAAGAAAACUGAAUGGAGCAGAGAAGAAGAUGAGAAGCUUCUUCAUUUAGCAAAACUAAUGCCCACACAGUGGAGAACAAUUGCACCAAUUAUUGGUCGUACAGCUGCACAAUGUUUGGAACGUUAUGAAUAUUUACUUGAUCAAGCUCAGAAGAAGGAAGAAGGAGAUGAUGCUGCGGAUGAUCCUCGUAAAUUAAAACCAGGAGAAAUUGAUCCAAACCCAGAAACAAAACCUGCAAGACCUGAUCCUAAAGAUAUGGAUGAAGAUGAACUUGAAAUGCUGUCCGAGGCACGUGCUAGGCUUGCAAAUACACAAGGUAAAAAGGCAAAGCGUAAAGCCAGAGAAAAACAAUUGGAGGAAGCUCGCAGACUCGCUGCUCUGCAAAAACGUAGAGAAUUAAGAGCUGCUGGUAUCACUGUAUCACAGAAAAAUAAACGAAAACGUGGUGUUAAUUAUAAUUCCGAGAUUCCUUUCGAGAAACGACCAGCAUCUGGAUUUUAUGAUACAUCUAAUGAACAUGUUGAUCCUCUUGCUAUUGAUUUCUCAAAAAUGAGACAGCAACAUUUAGAUGGUGAAUUGAGGCAAGAGAAAGAAGAAAUGGAACGUAGAAAAGAUAAGCAAAAAUUAAAACAACGAAAAGAAAAUGAUAUCCCGAUGGGAAUGUUAAAUAACGAAGAGCCAAUAAAGAAAAGAAGUAAACUUGUUUUGCCAGAACCUCAGAUAUCUGAUCAAGAAUUACAGCAAGUGGUUAAACUCGGUAGAGCAUCAGAGGUUGCUCGCGAGGUUGCUACCGAGAGCGGUAUUACGCUAUCAGAUAGUUUACUUGCCGAUUAUUCUCUACCGACAAAUGCAGCCGUAACUCCUCGCACCCCGGCUGCUGCAGACCGAAUUCUCCAAGAAGCUCAAAACGUUAUGGCUCUCAUUCAUGUUGAUACUCCAUUGAAAGGUGGAUUAAAUACUCCUUUAAAUAAUUCUGAUUUCACUAGUGUCGUGCCUUCAGCAAACGCAGUGGCAACACCAAAUACAAUUUUAGCCACGCCAUUUCGCUCUCAACGUAGCGACGGAACGCCCGCUAAUUCGUUUAACACACCAGUAUCCGCACGUACACAAAACGGAGUUUUAGCAACGACACCGGUUCGCGAUAAACUUAGCAUUAAUCCAGACGAAAACGUAGAAGGAUCAGAGACUCCGUUAAUUCAAAAGCAAGUGAAAGAACAAUUACGUGCCGGUUUGAGUUCCCUACCAGCACCGCGUAAUGAUUAUGAAAUAGUUGUUCCUGAAGGUGAAACAAAAGAUGAAACCACUACUUCACCUACGACGGAAAUUGUUGAAGAUCAGGCUGAUAUUGAUGCUAGACAGCAGCAAGAAUUAUUGGAACAAAAGAAAAAAGAAUUAGCUCGUAGGUCACUAGUUAUACAACGAGAUUUACCACGACCGUUUGAUGUAAAUAUGAAUAUUUUGAGACCAUUUAUGGAUACUCCGUUAACGGAUUUACAAAGAGCGGAAGAGUUAAUUAAAAGAGAAAUGAUCACGAUGCUCCAAUACGAUUCACUGCAAAACCCAGUGCCACAAAGUCGUAAAGGUGCUUCAAGCUCGCUAGCUCAUGCACAAGCGUAUUUGGAGCAACAUCCAUAUAUUAAUUUUGAGGAAGAUGAACUUACUGCUGCUAAGAAGCUGUUGACUGAUGAGAUGUCGGUGGUAAAAGAUGGCAUGGCGCAUGGAGAAUUAAGUUUAGAUUCCUAUACAACUGUCUGGGAAGAAUGCUUAUCACAGAUAUUGUAUCUGGAAACACAAAAACGGUAUACGCGAGCAACGCUAGCUUCGAAAAAGGAUAGAGUAGAAGCGUGUGAAAGAAAAUUGGAAGAGAAUCGAAUGCAUAUGACCGGCGAAGCUAAACGGGCAGCCAGAAUGGAAAAGAAAUUAAAAGUUCUUACCGGAGGUUACCAGACUAGGACGCAAGUACUAACAAAACAAUUACACGAUUUGUGGGAACAAAUAGAACAAGCACAUUUAGAACUUUCGACGUUCAAGUUUUUGCAAACACAAGAGGAAGCAGCGGUGCCGAGGAGAGUAAACGCGCUUAUGGAAGAUGUUAAUAGACAAACAGAACGAGAACGCGUGUUACAAACACGAUAUGCACAGUUGCAAGAUCAGCUACAACAGUGCUAAAUAUUGCCAAUCUGAUUUAUUGUAAUAUAUAUUUAAAGUAUCGUAAACGUUUUGUGAAAUACAAGAAGUUACUUUGUAUACAGACUUACUAAAAAAAAUGCUUCGAGUAAGCAAAGAUUCUUGAAGAUCUCAAUUUUGUAUAAUAAAAUACGAUUUAUUUCAAAUUGACAAUUCAGCCAUUUUGCAGGCGGUGAAUUUCAUGUGAAUAUAAUUUACGAAAAUUUUAAAA